This is a messenger RNA of Tarenaya hassleriana, 1110 nucleotides long. RefSeq names its product serine carboxypeptidase-like 29. NCBI's taxonomy places the organism in Eukaryota, Viridiplantae, Streptophyta, Magnoliopsida, Brassicales, Cleomaceae. Gene Ontology annotation, molecular function: serine-type carboxypeptidase activity. Gene Ontology annotation, cellular component: vacuole. The record is from RefSeq and is a predicted model, not a curated record. Gene Ontology annotation, biological process: proteolysis. The annotation marks the transcript as partial. The transcript has 6 exons.
AAAGCUAUUAACAUUAAGGGUUACAUGGUAGGAAAUGGCCUGAUGGAUGAUUUCCAUGACCACCGAGGUCUUUUCCAAUAUAUUUGGUCACUGGGUUUUAUCUCUGACCAGACACACAACCUCCUGAAUCUUUCCUGCGGGUUAGAGUCAUUUGUUCACCCGUCCGAAGCGUGUCAGAAGGUUCUGGAUACUGCAGACAAGGAAAUGGGAAACAUCGACCAAUACAGUGUCUUCACCCCAACAUGCCCUGCAAACGUCUCCCAGUCAAAACUGUUGCUAAAGAAAAGACCUAUAUUCGGUCGUGUCAGCGAAGAGUAUGAUCCUUGCACAGAGAAGCACUCUAGAGUGUACUUCAAUCUUCCAGAGGUUCAAAAGGCCCUCCACGUCCCACCCGAGUUUGCACCAUCCAAAUGGGACAUUUGCAGUGAUACCGUGAGUGAACACUGGAUUGAUUCUCCACCCUCGGUUCUGAACAUUUACCACGAGCUUAUAGCCGCUGGACUUCGUAUCUGGGUUUUCAGUGGAGAUGCUGAUGCUGUUGUACCGGUCACAGCAACCCGUUACAGCAUAGAGGCUCUCAACCUUCGUCCUCUGAGCCCAUGGUAUUCAUGGUACAUGGAUGGACAGGUCGCAGGCUGGACCCAGCAAUACGCAGGAUUGAACUUCGUUACAGUGAGAGGUGCAGGCCAUGAAGUACCUCUGCACAGACCGAAGCAGUCUCUUGAGCUCUUCAAGGCCUUCGUGUCUGGAAAUCCGCUACCAACGUCUGAGAAGAACAGCGGCCACAUGCCUGAACAAGCCAUUGUUGUCCCUGAACUUGUCAGUGAUGCAUGAUGAGAGCUCUGCCUGUUAAGGUUCACUGCGGUUUGAUCAGAAACUUUGAAAGAGCUAUUCUAGGAAUAAAGAGGCAUAUAAUUCAGACGUUGUUGUCAUUCUUGAGAUUACUGUCUGAAGCUUCUGAUAGUAAGAAAGAGGCUAUAUAAUAAGUGUCUGCAGCAUGUAAGCCUCCGUGGUUACUUGACUCAUCAAUAUAUGGAUACUGAAUAUUAUUUCGGUUCGGAUUUAAUAAAAAUGUAAUAAACUAUUUUACAAAUUAAUCGUUUUUGUGCA